AUGUGGUUCAAGGGCCAGAACAAGAUUUUCUCCAAUGGUGAAGCAAGCAUAAAAGGAAACACUCUCACACUCUCAGUUCAGUCCAGUCAUGACGGGGUGUAUGUGUGUCAAGCUGAGCUGCAGGACAGAAAGGUGACGACUGCAAAAAGUACAUCGCAUUCGAUAACAGUCCAUGAACUGCCUCAGCCAAAAUUGUCAGUAGAGUCUCAAUGGAAUAUAUUUUACCCAACUGAGAAAGUGACUCUGAAGUGUUCAGUCGAUGAAGAUUCAAAUAAAUGGGGCUAUGAAUGGUUUAGAAACAGAGCUCAGCUUCUCAAGGAUGAGGACAUUUCCUUUCCUGGAAACACUCUCUCCAUCAGCUCAGCUAAAGCUGGUCAUUCAGGACUGUUCACCUGCAGAGGAAGACAUCUGACGAGAACAGCAGUGACUACUAGACAAACUGAAGCUGUUCAACUUCAUAUUCAUGGUGAUACACCAAAACCAACCAUUACAAAACCUGAGUGGUUUGAACCCUUCUACAGUAAUGAGCGAGUCCAGCUUAAUUGUAACAUGCCAGGAGUUGGUUGGGAAUACCACUGGUAUAAAGACUUAAAACUUCAGAUCACGAAUCCAGAAUUGACCAUCGCCUCAGUAUCUGUCACUGACACUGGUGACUAUCACUGCAAAGCACAGAGAGGAGACUUCUCAGUGGACAGUGAGACUCUACAAGUGCGAGUUCAAGAACCACCUAAACCACAAAUCCAGUCUGAUUGGACAGAAGCGUUUCAUGGUGAAAAAGUCUCUUUGCAGUGUGACAUUCAAGAUUCAAAAAAAUGGAAUUAUAUGUGGUUCAAGGGCAAGAACAAGAUUUUCUCCAAUGGUGAAGCAAGCAUAAAAGGAAACACUCUCACACUCUCAGUUCAGUCCAGUCAUGACGAGGCGUAUGUGUGUCGAGCUGAGCUACAGGACAGAAAGGUGACGACUGCAAAAAGUACAUCGCAUUCGAUAACAGUCCAUGAACUGCCUCAGCCAAAAUUGUCAGUAGAGUCUCAAUGGAAUAUAUUUUACCCAACUGAGAAAGUGACUCUGAAGUGUUCAGUCGAUGAAGAUUCAAAUAAAUGGGGCUAUGAAUGGUUUAGAAACGGAGCUCAGCUUCUCAAGGAUAAGGACAUUUCCUUUCCUGGAAACACUCUCUCCAUCAGCUCAGCUAAAGCUGGUCAUUCAGGACUGUUCACCUGCAGAGGAAGACAUCUGACGAGAACAGCAGUGACUACUAGACAAACUGAAGCUGUUCAACUUCAUAUUCAUGACAUAACCCCAAAAGCAGCCAUUACAAAACAUGAGUGGUUUGAGUUGUUCUACACUGAGGAACGAGUCCAGCUUCAUUGUAAUUUGUCAGGAGUUGGUUGGGAAUACCAUUGGCAUAAAGACUCAAAUCCUCUGAUCACAAAUCCAGAAUUGACCAUCGACUCAGUAUCUGUCACUGACACUGGUGACUAUCACUGCAAAGUACAGAGAGGAGACUUCUCAUUGGACAGUGAGACUCUACAAGUGCAAGUUGAAGCUCGUCCACCUGCAUUCCUGAGUCUGGAGACUGAACUGAGUGACAUUAUGACUGGUGAUAUGACUCUGAGGUGUAACGUCUCAGACAGCAGGCAGUGGAACUACACCUGGUUCAUGAACGGACAGCAGCUCAAUGGAUCCUCAGAUGUACUCAAAGUGACAGGAAAUGAAGAAACAAUCAAAAGUGAAUUCAAGUGCAAGGGAAUUAACACAGUGAGACCGCUGUACUCCGCUCUGAGUGACGGCUUCAUAGCCAAUAAUAUUAUAUUCAAAAGAAAAAUACUGCUGGCCAUCUCAGGAUGUCUCCUCUGCUGUAUUGUAAUCCUGAUCAUUGGAUGCAUCGUUCUAAAAAUCACCCGUAAACCAGAGGUCAAAGAAGCAGCACCAGAGGACUUGUUUUUCUCAAUGACAGACUCGAAGAACCAAACUUCUUCACCCAUGAAGGAGUACAUGAACAACAGACCAACAGAGCUGGAGGGAUGUCAGGAAAAAGAAGAACUGAUCACUGGUCAUGCUUCAGCCGUUCAUGAGGAUGGUGUGAUUAAAGAGGUCAAAGAAGCAGCACCAGAGGACUUGUUUUUCUCAAUGACAGACUCGAAGAACCAAACUUCUUCACCCAUGAAGGAGUACAUGAACAACAGACCAACAGAGCUGGAGGGAUGUCAGGAAAAAGAAGAACUGAUCACUGGUCAUGCUUCAGCCGUUCAUGAGGAUGGUGUGAUUAAAGGUAAGAGACCUUAG
This is a messenger RNA of Sinocyclocheilus grahami, 2283 nucleotides long. Its product is annotated as carcinoembryonic antigen-related cell adhesion molecule 5-like. The record is from RefSeq and is a predicted model, not a curated record. Lineage: Eukaryota; Metazoa; Chordata; Actinopteri; Cypriniformes; Cyprinidae. The transcript is spliced from 15 exons. Gene Ontology annotation, biological process: immune response; cell surface receptor signaling pathway. Bases 1 to 2283 code for a protein of 760 amino acids. Gene Ontology annotation, cellular component: external side of plasma membrane. Gene Ontology annotation, molecular function: transmembrane signaling receptor activity.